AUGAGUACUUGGAUCAAGGGCCCGAUAUGCGGUAUAGAGAACUGUUCGUCCCGUCUAUAUAGGUCGGUGGAUGGCCGCCGAGUAUGCCGAAGAGGGCAUGUGUCGGAACAUCAUAUGGAUAUCGAUGAUGACGAUGGGGCCUUUGUUGUAACUAGAAGGCUCAACAUGAGCCAAGGAGACGAUGGAACUCUUUUGGCAGGCGGAGCACGCUCAUCAGUAUUCUCUCAGCAGCAGAACGAAGGGGCUGGUGCUCCUCGUGAAAGAGCUCAUGGUUUAGAUGGUCGCAAGGUCUGUUGGCAAUGCUACCAAUAUGUGCUUCGAAAACAAGCGCAAUGGCUUAUUGAAAAUCAUGGGGUACCUGCGGAAUUCGAAACCGUAGUCAAAGAAUUAUGGAUCUUCUAUUUAAAAGGGUAUGAACCCACCCCAAAGGAAAAGAUCGACGAUGCAUCUGAAAUAGAACGACAAUCAGGAACAGAAAAUAGGGUACCCAGUCUGCUACAUGCUAUAAGCAUAAUAUAUUUAGCAUUGCUGAGAAUGCAAAUUCCAAUAUUUGUCAACGAUCUAAUAUCAUGGGUUUCCACAGCUUCUUUACCAUAUAUGAGGGCAUUUUCAAUACUCCCUCGUACAUUGCAACAGAGUAUUCCUACCCAGUACAUUAGGAUAUUUGAGCCAAUUAAACCGCCAAUAAGAAAUGAACUUUACUGGAUGAUACUUCGUGUUUAUCAGUUCAUUCAUAGAGUGGAUCCUAACCCGUUCGUUGUGGAUUGUAGUCUAUUUCUAUUCAAACUGAAUUUAGAGCUCCUAUUACCCUUGGACGUGAUGUUAAUGGUUCAAAAUUGUUUAUCUGAUAUAGAUGAGAACGUUUACGAACUACCACUGUUGAAACGGGGGAUCCACACCAAUUACCAUAAUGACGUGUUUCUUGCCAAAGAUCUUGUGAAAAUUCCAGAGUUGCGUAUAGUGGGGCUCCUAAUAUGUUGCACUAAGUUCUAUUUCUUCAACACUGUUUCCACUAGGGUAAAAGUGGAUAUAACACGAUGGUACACACUGAUAAAUCGAUACAAUUUCACAUUCAAUGCCGGUCAUCUGUCGGAAAUGAUAUUCAAAGAUUCUGAUGACAAUAAGCUUGCCAAGUGGGACGAAGACCAAGUUGAUAGCUACUUGAAAUGGUUUGAAGAAAACCUGUUAGAGCAGGAGAAGGACAAAGAUUCUGCAAAUAUGGACCCUGCGCAGCGGCGCUUACGGGAAGUAUUUACAUUACAAGGCAUUGACACCGGAGAGAAGGUGAAGAAGUCCUCAAAAGCCUUCAACUCCGCUGAGGAGAAGCCCACGCUCGUUGAACUGUACCAAUCUUUACUUGAUGGCAUUGAAAACAACGAUCCUUCUCGGUCUAACGCGUCGGCGAGUCCAACGUUGAACUCCAUACGGCAGCUUCAUGACUUUCUUAUCUCCCGCCUAUCUAUCACUUUUGGAGUCACUGAGGAUAGACUCGGUGAUAUAACACGGCUUUGUCAAUCAUCCAUUGAGGGGUCUGGGGUAAAGGCAAAGAAAUAG
Messenger RNA from Komagataella phaffii GS115, 1554 nucleotides. RefSeq names its product Protein involved in the transcription of 35S rRNA genes by RNA polymerase I. The transcript has a single exon. Gene Ontology annotation, cellular component: RNA polymerase transcription factor SL1 complex; RNA polymerase I core factor complex. Bases 1 to 1554 code for a protein of 517 amino acids. Gene Ontology annotation, biological process: nucleolar large rRNA transcription by RNA polymerase I; RNA polymerase I preinitiation complex assembly. The record is from RefSeq and is a predicted model, not a curated record. NCBI's taxonomy places the organism in Eukaryota, Fungi, Ascomycota, Pichiomycetes, Pichiales, Pichiaceae. Gene Ontology annotation, molecular function: RNA polymerase I core promoter sequence-specific DNA binding.